Messenger RNA from Brassica napus (rape), 3885 nucleotides. RefSeq names its product PH, RCC1 and FYVE domains-containing protein 1. The transcript is spliced from 9 exons. The record is from RefSeq and is a predicted model, not a curated record. Bases 485 to 3745 code for a protein of 1086 amino acids. NCBI's taxonomy places the organism in Eukaryota, Viridiplantae, Streptophyta, Magnoliopsida, Brassicales, Brassicaceae. Gene Ontology annotation, molecular function: metal ion binding.
UAUUAAAUUUCGUAUUAUACUCUCUCUCUCUCUUCCUUUGUCAUCGCUGUCUCUGACUUCCCUGUCUUCCUCCUCCUUCCUUUUUGCUUUUCCGUCGUUUUUCUCCGCCGGGUUCUCCUCUCUCAGCACCACUGUCAUCUCCCGUAAAAUCAUCCCCUGUUUCACCGAAAAAGGUGAUUGCUUUCUCACAAGCUUACUGAAGCAGCAGCACUUGCCAAAUUCUGAAGAUCGUGUCUUUACCAUCUAGGAGAAGUCUCGUUAGAUCUGAGAAGUGAAUUAAGCUGAAAAAGAGCAGUGCCCAUCUCGAAAGUUUUAAGCUUUACGUUUGCGUUUGCUUGCAACUGGCUGAUUACGGUUACGGGUGGUUUAAUUGAUGGUUUCCACGGCGGCUAGAGGCUCCGGGGCUUUUGUUUAUUAUAGUUAUAGAUGAUGAACGGUGAGGAUCGAAGAGGGUGGUGUCGUUCUGGUGAUUGUUUCACAUUGAAUGGCAGAUCUUGUGUCCUACAGUAAUGCUGCUGACCACAACCUUGAACAAGCAUUGAAUACAUUGAAGAAGGGCACUCAGCUUCUAAAAUAUGGACGCAAAGGAAAGCCAAAGUUUUAUCCUUUCAGACUGUCUAGUGAUGAAAAAUCUCUGAUCUGGAUAUCAAGUAGUGGUGAAAAGCGACUGAAAUUAGCAUCUGUUUCUAAAAUUGUACCUGGGCAAAGAACUGCUGUUUUCCAGCGUUAUCUUCGCCCAGAGAAAGAUUACUUAUCCUUCUCUCUCUUAUACAACGGAAAAAAGAAGUCUCUUGACUUGAUUUGUAAGGACAAGGUCGAGGCUGAAGUUUGGAUUGGAGGUCUUAAAACAUUAAUAUCAGGUGGGCAAGGUGGUCGCUCAAAGAUUGAUGGCUGGAGUGGCGGUAACAUUUCAGUUGAUGCCAGCAGAGACGUGACAUCUAGCAGUCAAAGCAGCAGUUCCGCGAGCGCUUCACAAGGUCACAGCUCUCCUGGGACUCCUUUUAACUUCGAUCCAAUUCCUUCUCCCAAGAGCACUGAGCCUGAGCAAUCACAUGUUGCUUUAGAUACCAAAAACAUGCAAACAAAGGUAUCUGGUUCAGAUGGUUUCCGAGUUAGUGUCUCUAGCGCACAAAGCAGUUCUAGUCACGGUUCUGGAGCAGAUGACUCCGAUGCUCUAGGUGACGUGUACAUCUGGGGUGAAGUUAUAUGCGACAAUGUAGUCAAGAUCGGGAUUGAUAAGAACGCAAGUUACCUAACCACGAGAACGGACGUCCUUGUCCCGAAGCCGUUAGAGUCAAACAUCGUCUUAGACGUUCAUCAAAUCGCGUGCGGUGUAAGGCACGCUUCGUUUGUGACGAGGCAAGGAGAGGUUUUCACUUGGGGUGAAGAGUCUGGAGGAAGACUAGGUCAUGGUAUUGGCAAAGAUGUGUUUCACCCACGUCUCGUUGAAUCUCUCACAUCUUGUGACUUUGUUGCUUGUGGAGAGUUCCACACUUGUGCUGUUACUCUCUCUGGAGAGCUUUAUACUUGGGGCGACGGCACGCAUAACGUUGGCCUUCUAGGUCACGGCUCUGAUGUAAGCCACUGGAUACCGAAGAGAAUCGCUGGUCCUCUCGAAGGACUCCACGUGGCUUCUGUGACUUGUGGACCUUGGCAUACCGCUUUGGUGACAUCUCACGGGAGGCUUUUCACGUUUGGAGAUGGAACGUUUGGUGUGUUGGGACACGGUGACAAGGAGACGGUUCAGUAUCCGAGAGAAGUUGAGUCUCUAUCAGGCCUUAGAACUAUAGCUGUUUCGUGUGGAGUUUGGCACACUGCUGCUGUUGUUGAGAUCAUUGUCACACAAUCAAACUCAAGCUCUGUGUCGUCUGGGAAGCUUUUCACUUGGGGUGAUGGAGACAAGAACCGUCUCGGACACGGUGAUAAAGACCCUCGUCUUAAACCAACGUGUGUCCCUGCGUUGAUUGAUUACAACUUCCACAAAAUCGCGUGUGGACAUAGUUUGACGGUUGGGUUGACAACCUCUGGACAAGUGUUUACCAUGGGGAGUACAGUCUACGGCCAGCUCGGGAAUGUGCAGACAGACGGGAAGCUACCGUGUUUGGUUGAGGACAAGCUCGCGAGCGAGUUCGUUGAAGAGAUCUCUUGCGGAGCAUAUCACGUUGCAGCCUUAACUUCUCGUAAUGAAGUUUACACAUGGGGUAAAGGAGCUAAUGGGAGACUAGGACACGGUGAUUUAGAGGAUCGGAAAGUACCUACUCUCGUGGAAGCUUUGAGAGACAGACACGUUAAGUACGUUGCUUGCGGAUCAAACUACACUGCAGCUAUAUGUCUGCACAAAUGGGUCUCUGGCGCUGAGCAGUCUCAGUGCUCAUCCUGUAGACUUGCUUUUGGCUUUACGCGGAAACGGCAUAACUGUUACAACUGUGGACUUGUGCAUUGUCAUUCAUGCAGUUCCAAGAAAGCGUUCAGAGCUGCGUUGGCUCCUAGCGCGGGGAGACUGUACCGUGUGUGUGACUCUUGUUAUGUUAAGCUCAGCAAAGUGUCUGAGAUAAGCGAGACGACGAGCAGAAGGAACAGCGUUGUGCCUCGUCUCUCGGGGGAGAAUAAAGAUAGGUUGGAUAAGUCUGAGAUAAGAUUGGCUAAGUUUGGUGCAUCUAAUAUGGAUCUGAUCAAGCAGUUGGAUAGCAAAGCUGCUAAACAAGGGAAGAAGAGUGAUAACUUUGCGCUCGGUCGCAACUCUCAGCUGCCUUCUUUGAUGCAGCUGAAAGAUGCGGUGCAGUCUAAUAUAGGAAGGUCUACUCCAAAGCUAGUUCAGGCUCCUUCAGGUAUUAACUCUCGGUCGGUGUCGCCUUUCUCUAGGAGGUCUAGUCCUCCACGCUCUGCUACUCCUAUGCCUUCAACUUCUGGAAUCUAUUUCCCGGUGGGUGUAGCAGAUAAUAUGAAGAAAACCAAUGAGAUAUUGAAUCAGGAGAUUAUUAAGUUGAGAACACAGGUGGACAGCUUGACACAGAAGUGUGAGCUACAAGAAGUAGAGCUCAAGAACUCGGUUAAGAAGACUCAGGAAGCCUUAGCAUUGGCAGAGGAGGAAUCUGCCAAAUCAAGAGCCGCAAAAGAAGCAAUAAAGUCGCUCAUAGCGCAGCUCAAGGAUGUAGCUGAGAAGUUGCCUCCUGGUGAGAGCAUCAAACUCGGAUUAGACCAGAACGGUUUCCAUUUCCCUGAAGAAAACGGUUUCCACUCCUCAAGAUCAGAGUCAAUGACCUCUUCUAUAUCUUCAGUUGCUCCUUUUGACUUCGCCUUUGCGAAUGCAUCUUGGUCCAAUCUCCAAUCACCGAAGCACACACCUAGAGCCGGCGAAAGAAACAACAACAACAACAACACCGCUUAUCCCUCAGACCCACGGCUUAGCAGCAGCGGGUCAGUUAUCAGUGAGAGACACGAGCCUUUCCAGUUCCAUAACAAUGGUUCUAGCCAAACAGGAGCUGAAAACAAUACUGAUCAGGUAGAAGCAGAGUGGAUAGAACAGUAUGAGCCCGGUGUGUAUAUAACCCUUGUUGCUCUCCAUGAUGGAACUAGAGAUCUUAGAAGAGUCCGGUUCAGCCGAAGAAGAUUUGGAGAACAUCAAGCUGAGACAUGGUGGUCGGAGAAUAGGGAAAAAGUGUAUGAGAAAUAUAAUGUGAGAGUGUCGGAGAAACCAACAGCUUCUCAAACUGAUAGAGAUGAAGAAGAAGACGUUACUCAGUAGUAGUCCUUAAAAUGUUUGUAUUUUUUUUGCCCCUUAAGUUUUAGUUUGUCCGGAAACUCUUCAAUUGUUCAACUUAACUCUUUGUUUUUUUCAUGUCCUUUAAUGUAUGUGGUAUAUAUAAAAGACCUUCUGUUCUCGGA